UGGGUGAUGCCGGGAUUGGUUCCGGGUCAGGCGGCACCGCAUGGAGCGGUGAGGGGAGAUAGAGGCAGCGCCAGUCCGAGGGCUGGGCCUGCGGGGAGAGUUGGCUGCACCAUGGUUUUCCUGAAGUGUUUCCCUCCCCCGGCCGAGGGGGUGCGCCUGCAGCAGCCCGAGAUCGCGGCGGUGCUGGACGGCAAGGGACUGGGCACCGGCACUCUGUAUAUCGCCGAGAGUCGACUGUCUUGGUUUGAUGGAUCUGGCAUGGGAUUCUCCUUGGAAUAUCCAUCCAUCAGUCUGCAUGCUGUGUCCCGGGACGUGACGGUUUAUCCCCAGGAGCACCUGUAUGUGAUGGUGAAUGCCAAGCUGGGGGAAGAUGACAAAGAAGCAAAUAUGGAAGAAAAGGCAUCUGAUGGUGAAGAGGCAGAGGAUGAUGAUGAGGCCGACCCGAUCACAGAGGUUCGAUUUGUGCCAGUGGACAAAACAGCUUUGGAUCAGAUGUUCACAGCAAUGUGCGACUGCCAGGCUCUACAUCCAGACCCCGAUGACACGGACUCGGAGAAUGAUUUCGAGGAGGAUGACGAAGAAGGAGAGGAGUAUGAUGUGGAGGCUCACGAACAAGGCCAGGGUGACAUUCCCACAUUCUGCACGUAUGACGAAGCUUUCUCCCACUUGAACCCAGAGGGACAGGCAACUCUGCAGAGACUCGAGGGCAUGCUGGCUCAGUCAGCCGCCCAGCAGGUUUUCCACAUGGCUGGUGUACGGACAGAUGACUCGGCUGUUGACAAUGAAGAUGGGAUGGAGGUGGAUGCCACACCAGUGGAGGCUGGGCAGUUCGACGAUGCUGAUGUUGAUCACUGACAAAACUUGAUAAUUAACUGUUAAAAGCUACAUCUCAACAUGAAUGGUCAUCUGGAAGUUUAACAUUGGAGGAAAACAAGACAGCCAGCUAACCUGUUGAAAUGUAAUACAUGUAUUGUACUGACCACUGACACUUCAUUUGCCUGACCUGUAAAUGUGGUACAACAUGCUUAGUAUAGUGCUGUUUCCAUAGUGUAUGUUUUGUACCAAGGAGUUUUACAAGAUUACAGUGCUGAGCAAAAAAUAUUUUGUACUCUUGAGUGGAUGACUGGUCUUAGUGGCUUUCGAAUCUCCUCUUUGGGAGGCUUAGAGCAUUUGGGGAAAUCCCAAAACGUUAGUAAAGUUUUCUUACUUAAGCCCAUCACCCCUACUGGGGCAUAGGCCGCUGACAGUAGCUUGACAGUCUUCUGUCCUAAGCUGGCAUUUAAAGUUGUCCCAGUUGUAGCCAAUCAUCAAAGGUCCUCUUUCUCCCAGGGAUGAGGUCUUUGGAGUUUCUGUUGCACUGGGUUUUUACGCAAUGGGGUUGCUAACCCUAUGCCCUACCCUCCUUCUCUCACAGCUGGGCUUGGGACUGUCCAUGGUGGAAUUUGUAACAAAUUUUCUGAUUCAUAUUUUGUUGUUUUUGCCAUGUAACUAAUGACCAGUAUUUUGUUCAGAAGUGUUUUAAAGCUGAAAUGUUAACCUGAUGACAAUUAAACUAAUUGGUUCACAAUUA
Messenger RNA from Mobula hypostoma (lesser devil ray), 1570 nucleotides. RefSeq names its product chloride channel, nucleotide-sensitive, 1A (gene clns1a). Gene Ontology annotation, biological process: chloride transport; spliceosomal snRNP assembly; mRNA cis splicing, via spliceosome. NCBI's taxonomy places the organism in Eukaryota, Metazoa, Chordata, Chondrichthyes, Myliobatiformes, Myliobatidae. The record is from RefSeq and is a predicted model, not a curated record. The transcript is spliced from 7 exons. Bases 7 to 855 code for a protein of 282 amino acids. Gene Ontology annotation, cellular component: plasma membrane; spliceosomal complex; cytosol.